AAAGACCUUGGGUCCAGGUUGAUGCCCGCCUUCAAAACCCCCUCAAAGAUCCCGUUCUCGGACGUGAACAUCGGGUCGGGGACGGCCCACCCGCCUCGAUGGACGUCAGACAGCACGCUGGCUGAAGUCACCAGCAUCCAGCUGGAGUUCAGGGAGUUGAGCCACGUCACCCAGGACCCCCAGUACCAGGAUGUUGCUAAUGAGAUAAUGAGGCUCGUCCACAAGCUCCCUGGGAAACACGACGGCCUGGUGCCCAUGUUCAUCAACACCAACAGCGGUCAGUUCAGCCACAAAGGCGUCUUUACCCUCGGUGCCAGAGCCGACAGUUACUACGAGUACCUGCUGAAACAAUGGAUCCAGGGAGGAAAGACUGAAGACGACUUGUUGGAGGAUUACCUUCAGGCAGUCGAGGGAGUGAAGAAGCACCUGGUCAGGCAGACGGGACCCAGCAGGUUGACCUUCAUCGGAGAGUUGACCCACAACCGCUUCAGUCCUAAGAUGGACCACCUGGUGUGCUUCCUGCCAGGGACUCUGGCUCUGGGGGUCCAGAACGGGCUCCCGGGGGACCACAUGGACCUGGCGGUGCAGCUGAUGGAGACGUGCCAUCAGAUGUACAAACAGAUGGAGACGGGCCUGAGCCCAGAGAUCGCCCACUUCAGCCUGCAGGCCAGCUACGGGAAGGAUGUUGUCGUCAAGCCGGCCGACCGACACAACCUGCUGAGACCAGAGACUGUGGAGAGUCUGUUUUACAUGUUCAGGUUCACCAAAGACCCCAAAUACAGAGACUGGGGCUGGGAGAUCCUGCAGAGCUUCAAUAAAUACACCAAGGUUCCUGGUGGCGGCUACACCUCCAUCAACAACGUCUGCGACCCGGCGAACCCGGCUCCCCGGGACAAGAUGGAGAGCUUCUUCCUGGGUGAGACCCUGAAAUACUUGUUCCUGCUCUUCUCUGAUGACCUGGAGCUGCUCAGUCUGGACAAGUAUGUCUUCAACACGGAGGCCCACCCCCUCCCCAUAUGGCCUCCUCCACCUAAAUGAAGUUCCAGAACCUUCGGGCCCCACAGAGUCCGGUUCCGUCCAGACUCAGCUGCUGUAGCAGAUCUGUGCUGUAGACUCUGAAUCAACUGGGUUUUCUUAUUUUUCCUAAGGAAAAGGUUUGAGACGGAGCUGGUCUCUGAUGUAGAUAACUUGUACAGUUUGGAUCAGGUGGGCAUUUUGUUACGGGGGGACCGGGUCCAUUCUUCUGUUUUCUGUUUAGGUUUCAGACCAGGUGAAGGAAUUGAGAACUCUACUGAAAUCUGUAGCUAAAUGUUGAUUUAAAAAGUUCACCGUGUGAAAACGACAUAAAACACAAAAUGAAGUCUUUUCAGUUUAAA
This is a messenger RNA of Austrofundulus limnaeus, 1376 nucleotides long. Its product is annotated as endoplasmic reticulum mannosyl-oligosaccharide 1,2-alpha-mannosidase. The record is from RefSeq and is a predicted model, not a curated record. Gene Ontology annotation, molecular function: mannosyl-oligosaccharide 1,2-alpha-mannosidase activity; calcium ion binding. Gene Ontology annotation, biological process: mannose trimming involved in glycoprotein ERAD pathway; carbohydrate metabolic process. Gene Ontology annotation, cellular component: membrane; endoplasmic reticulum. NCBI's taxonomy places the organism in Eukaryota, Metazoa, Chordata, Actinopteri, Cyprinodontiformes, Rivulidae.